GUAACGGAUUUUGACAACUACAGAAGAGGGGGGAUUUCUUUUCAAGAAAACUCGAAGAUUCUGGAAAAGAAAACGUGCGCGAGUUUGUGCAUAAACAAUUUUAAAGUUUUGUGUUUUUUCCAAUUGUGCAUAAAGGGUGCUUGUAAAAUAUGGAUCAGGUAGCCUCUCUGAAAGACAAGGGAAAUGCCGCACUGGCCGAAAACAAAUUAGAAGAUGCGAUACGAUACUAUACAGAAGCCAUUAAUCUGGACCCUAAGAAUGCAGUCCUAUACUCAAAUAGAUCUGCAGCGUAUGCAAAAGCUCAUGACUACGAGUUGUCUUUAGGUGAUGCUGAAAAGGCUGUGGAAUUAAAACCUGAUUGGGGUAAAGCUUUUUCCAGAAAAGGUACCGCUCUAGCUUAUUUAGGAAGGUAUGAUGAAGCUAUAGAGACUUAUGAAAAGGGUAUACAGUUAGAUCCCAAUAAUAACCAAUUAAAAGAAGGUUUAUCGGAAGUUAGGGCUCAAAAAGCAGCUAAAAGUAAAGGUGGCUUUCCAAAUAUAUUUGCUGGUCCAAAUAUUAUUCCUAAACUUAGAGCUGAUCCCAGAACUGCAGAAUAUUUAAAUGAUCCUGAAUAUUUAGCCUUAUUAGCUCAACUUCAAGCCAAUCCACAAAUGAUGGGAGCUAAACUUCAAGAUCCUAGGAUACUUACUACUUUAGCUGUUUUAAUGGGUUUAGAUACAAGCGGCGAUGAACCAAUGGACACUGAACCAGUUUAUACACCUCCGCCUAAGAAACAAGAACCAAAACCAGCACCAAAGAAAGAACCUGAACCUGAUCUGCCUGAAAAUAAGAAAGCAGCCAAAGCAGAAAAGGAAUUGGGAAAUGCUUGUUAUAAAAAGAAAGAUUUUUCUGGCGCCAUUGAACAUUAUACCAAGGCUAUAGAACAUGAUCCAACUGAUAUCACAUAUUAUAAUAACUUAGCUGCUGUUUAUUUUGAACAGAAAGAAUAUGAUAAAUGUAUAAAGGAAUGUGAAAAGGGCAUUGAAGUAGGUAGAGAAAAUCGUGCCGAUUUUAAAAUGAUUGCUAAAUCCUUUAUGAGGAUUGGUAAUGCCUACAAGAAGAAAAGGGACUUUAACAAUGCUAGGACAUAUUACGAGAAAUCAAUGUCAGAACAUAGAACUCCUGAAAUUAGAACAUUAUUAUCUGAAGUAGAAAAAAUUAUCAAGGAAGAAGAGAAAAAAGCUUAUAUCAAUCCAGAAGAAGCAGAGAAGGAAAAAGAAAUAGGUAAUGACUUCUUCAAGAAGGGCGAUUAUGCCACAGCAGUUAAGCAUUAUACAGAAGCUGUCAAACGCAACCCCGAAGAUCCAAAAAUCUAUAGUAAUAGAGCAGCAUGCUAUACGAAGCUUGCUGCUUUCGAUUUAGGCCUCAAGGAUUGUGAAAAGUGUGUAGAGCUUGAUCCUAAGUUUAUUAAGGGUUGGGUUAGGAAAGGAAAUAUUCUGCAAGUAAUGCAACAACCUAGCAAAGCAAUUUCUGCUUUCCAGAAAGCAUUAGAAAUUGAUCCAAAUAAUGCUGAAGCACUGCAAGGUUAUAGAGCCUGUGCGAUGGAAAAUGCCAACUUAGACGGAGAUCCAGAGAAAAUUAGACAAAGAGCAAUGGGUGAUCCAGAAGUGCAAUCAAUAUUAAGAGAUCCAGCAAUGAGAAUGAUCUUAGAACAAAUGCAGAAUGAUCCUAGAGCUUUACAAGAUCAUUUGAAAAAUCCCGAUAUAGCAGCAAAAAUACAAAAAUUGUUAGAUUCAGGAUUAAUUGCUAUUCGUUGAUAAGAUGUUCAAAGCACACUUUAUAUUUUUUUACAAUUAAUUUAAAGUUGCUUUAAAUAUAAUGGCAUAUCUAUUUUUUUUUUGAAUUUGCCAUUUUAUAUAUCAGUGAAUUUUAAUUAUUAUAAUUGAUCUUCAGUUUUACAUAUUUUGUGAGUACUGAAUAAUAAAUUGUAGGUUACGAAUG
This is a messenger RNA of Sitophilus oryzae (rice weevil), 1980 nucleotides long. It is a transcript of the gene Stip1, whose product is annotated as stress-induced-phosphoprotein 1. The record is from RefSeq and is a predicted model, not a curated record. Lineage: Eukaryota; Metazoa; Arthropoda; Insecta; Coleoptera; Curculionidae. The coding region runs from base 150 to 1796 and encodes 548 amino acids. The transcript is spliced from 7 exons. Gene Ontology annotation, molecular function: Hsp90 protein binding.